UCCUCCUGGCUGGGGCGCGGGAAGAGGCGGAGGCGGAGGAGGAGGCGGCGCCAGCCUCGCAGUCCGGUCUUUUCCGAAUCAACGGCCAUGGGGACGCUGCCCUACCGAGUCCAGACCCUUGACCCCAAGCUAGCGCUGCAUCGCCUGCAUCGCCUGGCAGCACCCAGGAAAGCGGAAGCGGGCCGCUUGGUUACCGGCGCCUGUAACUCAGAUGUUCUUCAGUUAUCUGAUGAAGUGCCUCAUCACAAAAGAGAUCAGCUAGUCACACUGGAGGAGAUAUGGUCCAAAAUCAUCACGCAGGCCUGCAGAUCAUUGGGAUGCAAGCACCAACUCCAUUUCUUUUGGGCAAACCUGUCACAAAGGCAACAUAAUAGAACAUGUAUGAAGCGUGUUCCAUUCAAGACAGCCAGCUUCUUAGAGAUGCUGCUGACUGCCACAGCUCUUGAGAGGGUAAAGAAACCAGAAGCUUCUAGACAACCCCAGGUUACAGCGCUGGCUCCCUGGCUCAGCUGCUCCGGGGUGGUGCCAAGAUCCUCCCCUGCCUUUCCUCGGCUUUAUGGAUCCUUUCCUGCUCCGGCAACACAUCCCGAGGAAUCCCCCAAGGACUUGAAUGACCUGCUCCUGACGGAGCCUCUGAAACACGCCGACUACUUCAACGUGAAGGAACUCUUCUCCUUAAGGGACCUCUUCGAUGCCCGCGUCCAUCUAGGCCACAAGAAGGGGAGCCGGCACAAAUUCAUGGAGCCUUACAUCUUCGGCUGCCGCCUCGACCAAGACAUUAUCGACCUGGAGCAGUCCAUGACGCACCUGCAGCUGGCCCUCAACUUCACCGCCCACAUCGCCUACCGCAAGGGCAUCAUCCUCUUCGUCAGCCGCAGCCGCCAGUUCUCCCACCUGGUGGAGACGACCGCCAAGGAGUGUGGUGAGUAUGCCCAUACGCGCUACUGGCAAGGGGGCUUGCUCACCAACGCCCACAUCCAGUACGGGGUUGGAGUUCGCCUGCCUGACCUCAUCAUCUUCCUCCACACUCUCAACAACGUCUUCGAGCCUCACAUGGCCCUCCGGGACGCAGCCAAGAUGAACAUCCCAACGGUGGCCGUGGUGGACACAAACUGCAACCCGUCCAUCAUCACAUAUCCCAUUCCGGGGAAUGAUGACAGCCCAUCGGCGGUCAGUCUCUAUCUGAAGCUCUUCAAGAUGACCAUCACAAGGGCCAAAGACAAGCGGAAGCAGAUGGAGGUGUUACGUGGACUGCAGAACAAGCCUGCCAGCAACUGAAGCUGCUUUGUUUCCCUUAAAAAAAAAAUCACUAGUCCAGACGCAAAGGCCCGACUCAGCUUUUCAUAUGGAGGGGAGGAUGGGCAGGUUACUAGCCAAACUUCCCAACAGUAGAACAAGACAGUGCAAGUUUAUUGUGUUAGUCCAAAGACCAUUAAGACGGCUCAAAACUCACAAAGGUGCAGCAGACGAGCAGAAAGCACGACCUAUGUUCUUCUACUAUUUACAAGUUCUACUACUUCCAUAAUUACUAUUGCCUAAUUAUGUGGAGUCGUUAAAAAUAAAAAAGAAUGGCAGCAGCCUUGAAGCUAACUAAUAUUUUAAUGUACAAGCUUUUGUGGAUUAUAAUCUACUUCCUCAGGUGCAGAGUGAAAGCAAGUGCAUGUGUAGGGAGUCUGUUAUUUCACUGCAUGUUUUAGUUGCUGAAACCAAGAAAAGCAGCCAGCGCCUAUAGCAGUUGGGGUUGCAGUGGGUCAGAUCAGGGAAGCAGAGCAGGCCUCUUCAGUUUUGUGAUGUUUCUGAAGCACAGGCGUUCUGCCCCAUUUCAGACCUGCGCUCUCUUUGGAGGGCUCCCUAGAGGUGUGGGUGGCAAACUUCUAAAUCAGUCUUGGGAGCCGUGCUUUUAACAGUAGCUAGAUACACAGGACUGUGGUGAAGCUGUACAAGAGAUUUCUGAUGAACACGAUGACAUGCUUAUUCCUGCUGUUCAAGGCACAGGUUUUGGUUUUGGUUUUGCUGGCUUGUUGGCAGACCUGCUGGAGUUUCUCUGUAGCCCUUCUGGCCAUCUGAGUCCCUUAGUGCUUAAAACAGUGAUAAUUGGACCCGAUAAGUGGUGGGCUUGGGGAACCGGUGGGCAUACUUUACCUUUGAUACUUAGCUUCUCUCUGUGACUGCUUAACUAUGAGAAUGGCUUCUGAACCUUGCCUUUGCCCAAGUUCUGUUCCCAAAGGAUAUGGAGGAAUACAUGCAGUAGAUCCAAGUAGCAAAUCUGUGUUGAGACUGUACCCACUUCAGAUGGGAGCGGUAGUCCCAUGAUUAUAAUGCCCCCCUCCAUCAAGAACAUUGCACAUAGCAAUAGCCUCCUUCCUGACGUGCAAAGACAGGAGUUCCCCAGAUGUUCUUGGACUGUAACUCCCAUCUUCCCCAGCCUCAGUGGCCAUUCACCACUGGCAGUUGUAGACCAAUUACAUCUGGGAAUCUGAGCUGGAAAACCUCAGAGCGAGACUAAAGCUUCCUUCUUGGCAUCCUCAUUUUCAGCACGCAGGAAGGGAUAGGCGGGUUUUGUGGGAAGCACCCCCAUGUGCCAGCACCACUACCCCUACCAUCUGGAAUGGAGGUGUUUUGCUGCUUCAUUCUGAGUCUAUGAAGUGGCCUUGCGGGAAGCAGGAUUGUUGAAACCUUUAGGAAUUGUGUCUUGGGAACUGUUCUUUGGUGUGUAAAAGGCCCCUUUUCAUCUCGCGUCAGCAAACCUUGCAGGUCUCUUUUUGCCAUCUCAUUUGCUGAGCUUGUAGACCUAUUUGUUGACAACUUAAUUUGUGCUCCCCAGCCAACCCCCCCCCCCCCCCCGCUAUUCAUUACACAGAAGGACUCUCCCUAUCAGUGAAGUUGGACAAAUGUUUAAAAAGGGUAAUGGUGGAAAGAUAUUCUUACGGCAUUGGCUAGAACCUCCCAAAGUGUGAAGAGUGGGUGGCAAGCAGCAAAAAGCCACACAGGGUGGCUCAUUUCUUAGUCCUCGAUUAAAACAUUUCCCUUUCUCAAGCUUGGGGUGUUUGUUUUGUUUUUGAGGAAAUUGAAUUGUGUUGCUUCCAAAGCAGACAGUGUUUCGAGGCAUUUAUGAUAAACAGCCACCUGUUUGCUUCCUAAACAGACAAUAAAAACAAUUUUUGUACACGUAA
Hemicordylus capensis (graceful crag lizard) is the source of this 3173-nucleotide messenger RNA. It is a transcript of the gene MRPS2, whose product is annotated as mitochondrial ribosomal protein S2. The coding region runs from base 88 to 1278 and encodes 396 amino acids. The transcript has 7 exons. Gene Ontology annotation, cellular component: mitochondrial small ribosomal subunit; ribosome. The record is from RefSeq and is a predicted model, not a curated record. Gene Ontology annotation, molecular function: structural constituent of ribosome. Gene Ontology annotation, biological process: translation. Lineage: Eukaryota; Metazoa; Chordata; Lepidosauria; Squamata; Cordylidae.